Messenger RNA from Symbiodinium necroappetens, 900 nucleotides. Lineage: Eukaryota; Dinophyceae; Suessiales; Symbiodiniaceae. The record is from the annotation of a GenBank genome assembly.
AUGACAGCACCACCAACACACAACAUCAAAGUGUUCUUUUUGCAGGAAGAUGCAGCAAACAACUUUGCUCGUGGACAUUAUACGAUCGGGAAAGAGAUCGUUGAUUUGGUUCUUGAUCGAAUCCGAAAGCUUGCGGACAAUUGCACCGGUCUUCAAGGCUUCUGCGUCUACAACGCUUGCGGAGGAGGCACAGGAUCCGGCUUGGGUUGCCUGAUGCUCGAGCGUCUCUCGGUGGACUAUGGGAAGAAGAGCAAGAUCUCCUUCACCGUGUGGUGUUGCCCGCAAGUCGCCACGGCUGUUGUAGAGCCUUAUAACACUGUCCUGUGCGUGCACUCACUACUCGAGCACACAGAUGUCACCAUUAUGUACGACAACGAGGCAUUGUACGACAUUUGCCGCAGGAACUUGGACAUUGAACGCCCCACGUACACCAACCUCAACCGCCUCAUUGCCCAGAUCAUUUCCAGUCUGACCGCAUCGCUGCGCUUCGAUGGAGCCUUGAACGUGGACAUCACUGAGUUCCAGACCAAUCUGGUGCCGUACCCCCGCAUCCACUUCAUGCUGACCUCGUAUGCGCCGGUCAUCUCUGCGGAGAAGGCCUACCACGAGCAGCUGUCGGUGGCUGAGAUCACCAUGUCUGUCUUCGAGCCGGCCUCCAUGAUGGUCAAGUGUGAUCCACGCCACGGCAAAUACAUGGCCUGCUGCAUGAUGUACCGCGGAGAUGUGGUGCCGAAGGAUGUGAACGCCGCCGUGGCGACCAUCAAGACCAAGCGCACCAUUCAGUUUGUCGACUGGUGCCCGACCGGCUUCAAAUGCGGCAUCAACUACCAGCCGCCUACCGUGGUGCCCGGUGGUGAUCUGGCGAAGGUGAUGCGUGCCUGCUGCAUGUUCCUUGCCUGA